Malus domestica (apple) is the source of this 759-nucleotide messenger RNA. NCBI's taxonomy places the organism in Eukaryota, Viridiplantae, Streptophyta, Magnoliopsida, Rosales, Rosaceae. The record is from RefSeq and is a predicted model, not a curated record.
AUGGUUUACCUCUCCCUUCUAAUCUUGGUUUCCCUAAGUUCAAGCUAUGCUCAGCAGUUCUAUGACCAAUCUGAUUGCGGUGUUGAGGCUAGCAAUUCAGGCUCAAGAUACAUUUGCAAUAUGUUCCAAAAUUCUUGCCAAACAUUCUUGGUCUACAGAGCCAACCCGAAUUUUCAAACUGUUUCGAAUGUCUCAGACUUGUUUCGAAUGGAUUCUGAUCAACUGCUUGGACUCAACAAUCUCACAUCUCCUUCUGAGGAACUGAAAGCAGGUAGGGAAGUUAUUAUUCCCAUUAAAUGUUCUUGCUCAGGUCAAUAUUUUCAGGCAAGUUUCAGCUACACGGUUUUGCAAAACACGUCAUACUCCGAGGUUGCUUGUGGGGUUUUCGAAGGCUUGCUCAAGUCGUUUACACUCAAGGAGGAAAAUAUGUCCCAAGAAAACAAGCUUGUGGUUGGCACUGAGCUUCUUGUGCCUCUAAGAUGUGCUUGUCCUGAUAAGUUAGCUAGCAGUAGUGGAGUGAAGUACCUUGUGACCUACCCUCUCAUAGAAGGCGACAGGCCAGUCAUCUUAAGCCAGAAGUUUGGCAUCUCUCCUGAAGAUUUUUUAUCAGUGAAUCAUUUAGCAAAUGACGAAACUGUGUUUCCGAAUACGACUGUUUUAGUUCCCUUGAGAGCAGCUCCGGAGUUAAACUUCAACAUCCAAUAUUCUCCCCCUCCAGCUCCUACUCUUCUUCCCACAAUUGCUGUGGAAAAAAUCUAA